Molecule: messenger RNA, 2034 nt
Organism: Mycosarcoma maydis (corn smut)
Lineage: Eukaryota; Fungi; Basidiomycota; Ustilaginomycetes; Ustilaginales
Exons: 1
Coding region: 1-2034 (677 amino acids)
Molecular function (GO): heat shock protein binding
Source: RefSeq, a predicted model, not a curated record
AUGUCGAACUACACUUACGAGCUAGUCUCGCCUCGCUCACAAACUUUCAGUGAUUCAACUUUUUCGAGUCCACGCUCCAUGUACCCGUCCUCCAUCAAUACUGCAUCGUCACAUGGCUCAUGUUCCGACGAGGAAGACGUUAUUCUUCGGGUAGUUGCCCCUCAAGCCAAGCGUGCGAUGUUUGGAGCGCGCACUGUUCCUGUGGAAGCUCCGUCUUUCGGCUUCUCUGAGAUCAGCUAUCUCAAUGAUGCGCUCAAGUUUGACGCUUACAACCAACAGCGCGAUGUCUCCCUGGACGAGCUUGUCGAGAUCUACAACAACAGCAGCAGCUUCUCUGUCAAUCAUCGAGGCCCCUUACAUCCCUCUGUCGCCCCCAAAGUCGAUUCGAUUGGAGAAAACGACGAGUUGGAGUUCAUAGAUGAACAGCCGCGUUACACACGAGAGGAAAAGGGUAAAUCAGCAGAGCUUAGCGACUCGGAGCAAGGCUCUUCUUCAACGCCACCCAUCUCAUCGGUUGAGAGCAGUCUCUUUGGGGAAGCACCUCCUUUACCCACAACGGGUCUCACUCGCGACGACAUUAUUUUCCGCAUUGCCAGUAUAAACGUGGAUCCUCCUUCGCCAGUCACUGUCCAGUCAGAGCUUGCCAAGGUCUUCCCUUCGCUCGUAGAGCCUCCCGCUCGCAUGUUUGGCGAAAACGGCGCACCACUUCCUCCAACCAAGAAGGAAGAGAUCAGCGCCGCUGAACGUGCUGCUCGUCAAGAUGCCCUCAAGGUCGAGAUCAAGGGCAGCAAGGUUCAUUCGCUUGUCAAGGCCGUCAUUGUCCUGGAGAGCCGAACUUCUCUCUGGAAGAAAAUGGCCAACGUAGAGAAGAACGCGUCUGAUUCAGCAUCGCUGGCUCUCCUCCCCGAUCUGCCCAACCCUUGGGACAUGGAGAUCACCCACGAGGGUUUGGACAUCAGCGCUUUCAAAAACAAGACGCGUAAAAUUUUCCAACUUCCUGCUUCAAGGAUUGCAGGUGCCUGCCGCAAGUGCUCUGGAUCUGGUAGUGAAAAUUGCCGAACCUGCCGCGGUGAAGUUGGUAGCGAGUGCUUCUGGUGUUCUGGCUCCGGUAUGCAGAAAGGUCGUCGCCGCUGCGGCCGUUGCCAGGGUCAGGGAAGGCUGAGCUGCAUGGCUUGCGAAGGCAAGAUGGCCUCCGCCUGCCGUUCUUGCGACGGUGCCGGGUGUGGCGAGUACUGUGCCUUUGUCGAGGUCAAGAUGCGCCGCAUUGAAGUGCCUGCGGUCUCGGUCGCUGAUCUUCUGGGCAGGUCGCGCGCCUCGGCCGCGAAUGCUCGUCCCGAAACCGUCAGGGCAGCUUCGAUCGACAUGCUCUGGGAGCUUGUCAAGUUGCUCGCAAACAAGGCCAGCGCCAGGACUAAGCGACCUUACCUGCCUGUCUCAGCGGUGUGCACGUGGGAGAAGAGCAUCUCGUAUCUUGCCCAGGUCACUGCUAUUCAAAACGCCAAGUUCAAGGCUGGUUCCAAGCAGCCCUUCCGUCCUGAGGGAAUGCAACGCACUGUACCAACCAAGAUACGAUACUUCUCGCUCCCCACCGACCCCUCGCUUCCACUUGCCGAGCUCACUAAGAACCAGUUCGUUCAGCAAAACAUCCCCGAGAAGGCCGUGAUCGAAGUAGGAUCGUCUCAUGGUGUUCUUAACGUUUCGCGUCGUCUGUCCACCAUGCUUUUCGGCGAAGUUUCUUAUCCUUCCACACCUCAGCUCUCCUCUGGAGGCUCUUCGCCCAAGCAGGCUGACUACUUUGGCGAUAAUGCAGGUGCUGUCGGAACCGUUGACUCGGUACCAGUCACGCCUUUCAGCUGCUCCCCCAUCUCUUCCCCCCCGACAAGACCAUGCAGCAUUCGUCCCAUGAGCCCCAAGUGUGCACCUCCUGCCCAGUUCAACCCGGAGGAACUCAGAAUUAAGAUGCUCCGCCACUCUUCGAGCUUCUCACGUGCCAACUUUUCUCGACCCCUCAAAGCCCCUGGUGUUCCCAUCUAA